Aethina tumida (small hive beetle) is the source of this 4089-nucleotide messenger RNA. RefSeq lists its product as uncharacterized. NCBI's taxonomy places the organism in Eukaryota, Metazoa, Arthropoda, Insecta, Coleoptera, Nitidulidae. The coding region runs from base 504 to 2264 and encodes 586 amino acids. The record is from RefSeq and is a predicted model, not a curated record. The transcript has 11 exons.
GAGCGGGGCCGAACCCGGGUCGGACUUACGUUCGGCCGGUCGGAGCUUUCGUGCCGCGCUUUCGGGGUAGGGAUGGUGGGGACGCCGUACGCCCGUCUACAUCUACGUGGUACGCGCGCUACGCGUUCAGUUCCCGGGACACAGACUCGCUGAGGGGAGUCGAGUGCGACGGCGGCGGUUCCGUGCGGCAAUAAUAUUUGUUUAUUUCGUGGCCGACGCGAGUGGCGGUCCGAUUUCGGCGGACCCGAUCUGUUAAACUCAAACUGAAAACUGACGACGGACCCGAUUGUGGAUUUGAACUGUGCUUUUUAAUAAAGGACUUACUCAUAAAACUAUCUUUUUUUAUUUUCAUUUCCUUUAUUUGGUGGUCGGCUGUGUUUUGUAAUUGUCAUGACAUGAUGUUUUAGUGGAACAAUAAUUUGGUUGGCUGUGCUUUAUUAUGGAGCUUUUUAUUAAAAGUAACCGAAGUGCUACAAUGUAACGGGCAGCAAUAAAGUUUCGCCAUGGAUGUCCGAUGGUCCAUCUUUAUACGCUACGCUUUCAUCCUCUUCGGCUCGCUGCACCUCACCGCAACGUUCAAGCAACAAGGACAGUGCUUCUUCCCCAAACACUGGGAGGGAAAUUGGUUCCAGUCGGGGGUGCGGCAACCGGUGCUGAUCGAAGGAUCCCGCCUGAGCACGAAAGGACGAUGCCUCGCCUCCGAGGGCGACAAGUUCGUGAUGCUGGACGAGAAAAGGGCGUGCUAUCGAUGCGUCGUGAUCCACCAGAAACACCCCAACGUCCUGCAGUACAAAGAAACUUUUUGCCACGGACGCGACGCGUUGCCGACCCUGUGCAGCUUGAUAACGGGGGACGCGUUGCUCUUCUCGCUGUUCAGGGAGAACGCCCAAUCUGUACCGUGUCCGUUCCGCGGUCCGUUCACGUUCACGUACAACCGCGGCCACGGCGAGUGCAGAUCGCCCGUCUCCAGCAUCGACAGCUGCACCGAGGAGAGCCGGCUGCUGCUCAGCUAUCAGGCCUGUCCUGACAUACAUUCGUCGGAGAGUACCGUGGAGGAGCUGCAGUGUUUGGCGCUGUGGAAGGAGGGCAGCUCCAGAUACCUGGUCGGCAAGGUGCACCACAACCACGCCACGUCGAACGAGGACCGUUUCCGGUGUUUCGUCUACGAAAAAACGUCGCCGUCGUCCGAGGCGCAGGACGGCGUCGAUUACAGGGUGGCGCAGAGCGGGGACGCGACCUGCAACGGACUCUUCAGCGCCAGCGAGGGCAGCAGGACCAUGACGCUCAAAAGAGCCCCCACCGUGAACAAGUGCCGCUUCCCCCCCUGGGUGGCGAAUUACAACCACUGGCACACUUUGGACUACGCGGCGACUUACAGUUUUCAUCACAGGAAUUCCACCCUAAGGAUAACGAAUUCAAGUGGACUCGAAAUGAGAGUUGUUUGUUCGCAAGUGAAAUAUUCGUCGAGAGAUGAGAACACCGUGAUUCUUCUGACGCAUUUCACGACCGGAUGCCAGAGCGGUUUCACGUGCAUGUCGUUCUAUCGGCGCGACGUCCACGUCAUCGAAGUGCAAAUUGGGGCGCACGCCAAACGACAGGAGGACGCCUGCGGACCCGCAUUCUUCAACAGGACCAAUUUGCCCUACGUCACUUUAGUCACAACCUCUCCGGAAACCAGAGCAUGUCCCUACAUGGGCAAGUUCGUGGUCAGCAACCUGAUCCGCAGCGAGCGCAGCAUCUACGACCCGGACUCCCGCUUCUACUUCAACAAGCUGGCCCCCUCGACCUUCGACGACAACCUGAUCAGACGGGUGAAACGGGUACGCGAUGACCCGGAGUGCAACCGAGGCUUCAGCAGCCUGAUCAUCGGCUGCAACAACGUCGACACCAUGGAGUUCCGUACGGAAUGUUCGACCCCCGACAUAAUCACCACUUACUCCUGCCACGGAAGAUGGACGGAGAACGGCACCAACUAUCUGAUAACGACGCCGCUGAGCCGGGCCUCGCACGGCGCAAGAAGAUACUGCUUCAUUUACAAAGAGUCCGGGCCCGAUUUGCUGCUGUUCUCGACGUCGGGAGACAAUUGCGAUCGCAUUGUUCGUCCCGGAAUUACCGGGGAAUUAGUUUUCAACGUAACAAACACUGGUAAAUGUAUCCAGACCAGCUCUUCCCCAACAACUUCAUUAUCAUGUAGUGUAAUUUUAGUAUGUCUUAUUUUAAAUAUCCUUAAUAUAAACAAUGUUGUAAGGGUUAUUCAGAGAUGAUUAACAUAUUAGUAAGUUAGGGAAUAUGUAAUAAUGAGACUGUAUAUUUUAGUCCGAAAGGCAAUAUUUUCGUUGUGAAUGAAUCGGGGUUGUGGUAAAUUCGGGUGAUUGGAAAAUACGUUAAUCAACAGCCAAAAGAAGUCAUCCCCUCUGCACAGCAUCUUGCUUAUUAAUAACUCAAAAGUUGAUUUGUCGACCAAUUUCCUGUUGUUGGCUUCAUAUUUUCCAUCACUAGAAUGUCUGUAAAUUGUACGGUAAAUAUACUUUAAUCUGUGAUUACAGCAAUUUAGAAAAACUUAGCUCUUAUAUACCCUCUAAUGUAGUCAUAAACUAUCACAUUUGUAACCUCCUCGAAUUAGCUUCAAUUGUUUUUAACCCCCACUUUAUAACUUAGCUAACUUGAUGGUUUUCAACAGGACUCAAAGAAGUAACCAAAAGAGCUAGAGUAGCCCAUUCUCAAUGUUUGACAUAUCAUAGAGAAACAGUUUUAACAUAUAACCAUCAGGUUCGUUAACCCACUCCUGUUUAGAUUAAAAAAUAGCUAAAGAAACUGUGAUUCAUUUUCGGUAAUCUGAGGAACCUAACAUGACGGUCAUAAUAUCAAAAGAAUUAGCUCGUUCCAUCAAAAUUGUCUUAGGACCCGGAUGACCUUAGGUUUAACGUUUUUUCUAUUAGGUUUAAGACAAUAAAACCAUAAUAUUUUGUGUUAGGUUACUUGGAAGGCAGAGAGAGAGAGAGUAAAAAAAAAGAAACAUUUUAUUGAUGUAAUAAUAAAAUGCUUGCAACAAAUACGUAUUUUUGCACAAGAACACAAUGCUUAUUUUAAAUACUUGUAUUUAAAUUUGGAGGGUGAUAUUUUUGGUAACUGGAAGCAAUAUUACAGUUGUGUUUGAAUUGAAACAAAAAAAAAAAUCAAGUCUACGACUGCCAUUGAUUUCGAUUGAUUUAAUCAGUUCUUUCGUAAGCAAUAAUAUAAGAUAGGUGGUAGAAUUUGUAUAAAUAUACAAUGUUAAAUAUAUGAUUUAUUGUAUAAUAACAAUGUUAUCAUAAUGUAAUCAUUAAUAUUGUUAGUAAUGUUUUUAGCACAGAUCUACUUCAGUAUACAAGUACAAAUGUGUUAAAGUUUUCAAGUUUACAAUUAAAAUACGGUAGUUUAAAUAGUAAUUUCCAUAUUUUUAAAAACAUACUGCAUCAAAACGUUUUCUGUCCCUAGAAACAUUGUUUUAUUAUUGCAACAAACAAGUUAAUCGAAAACUGAUUGUCCAAUCAGUGAUUAUCGAUGUGCUAAAUUAUUAUUAACAACCCAACAAUCCCACAAACAAGGAACGUUUUCAGCUGAAAUGUUCAAGCCGAAAAACAUACAAAAAAAAAAUAAAAUUUUGCGAUCUGCAAUCAUGUAACUGUAUAAUAUGUAUAAUUUACUAACAAAAUUAGUCGAUUUAGGGUAUAGUUUAAACAUGUAAAAAUAGAAUUAAAUAAAUUUAAAAUAGUCUCCGUAGGAAGUAGUCUGUUUUUUUACAAAGGCAGAAUAUGUAAAACGCGGAGUAACUUAUUUGUAAAGUUGUUUGUUGUUUUGUUUAAAAAAAUCCAGGCUCUGGCGAGUGGAAUAAAUGAUAUUUUAGUGUACAUAUUGCUGUGGCAACGGUGAAGUUUUGUUUUGCCAAAAAAUUACUGUUCUCUAUAGAUGAGUUACUCCGUGUUGAAUGAAGAAUGGUGCCUUGGAUGUUUUGUUUGUUUGAAAAAACACAAAAUGUUAAAUAUUUGAACAAAAUGCAAUUGUUGUAAUAUCUGUACAUUAUCUAAAUAAACCAUUGGGACAAGUAAA